Molecule: messenger RNA, 3457 nt
Organism: Carlito syrichta (Philippine tarsier)
Lineage: Eukaryota; Metazoa; Chordata; Mammalia; Primates; Tarsiidae
Gene: COL28A1
Product: collagen type XXVIII alpha 1 chain
Exons: 34
Coding region: 1-3381 (1126 amino acids)
Molecular function (GO): serine-type endopeptidase inhibitor activity
Source: RefSeq, a predicted model, not a curated record
AUGUGGAACAGAUACCUUGUCUUCUGUCUCCUGCUUUUGCCAGCUUUUGUGAGUCGAACUGUGUAUGGACAAAGAAAGAAAGCACCAAAGCCAAAUUUAUUUGCAAGGAAAAAUGACCUCUGGGACUCCACCUGCUUCAUAGACAUUGUCUUCGUCGUGGACAGUUCUGAAAGUUCUAAAAUUGUCCUCUUUGAUAAACAGAAAGAGUUUGUGAAUAACUUGAGUGACAAGAUUUUCCAGUUGACUCCUGGUCGCUCCUUGAAAUAUGACAUCAGACUGGCAGCUCUUCAGUUCAGCAGCUCUGUACAAAUUGAUCCACCAUUUUCUUCUUGGAAGGACCUGCAGACUUUUAAGCAGAAGGUCAAGUCGAUGAAUUUCAUUGGGCAAGGCACCUUUUCUUAUUAUGCUAUCUCCAAUGCCACUAGGCUACUUAAGAGAGAGGGACGUAAAGAUGGUAUGAAAGUGACUUUACUGAUGACUGAUGGUAUCGACCAUCCAAAGAAUCCAGAUGUUCAAAGUAUUUCUGAAGAUGCCAGAGUUUCAGGAAUAUCAUUCAUCACCAUUGGACUUUCUACCAUCGUCAAUGAAGCCAAACUUCGUUUGAUCUCUGGGGAUGUAUCCAGUGAACCCAUUCUUCUACUGAGUGAUCCAACCCUUGUAGAUAAAAUUCGGGAUCGCCUGGAUAUCUUAUUUGAAAAGAAGUGUGAACGCAAGAUUUGUGAGUGUGAGAAAGGAGAUCCCGGCGACCCAGGGUCUCCUGGUACACAUGGAAACCCAGGUAUCAAAGGUGAGCGAGGACCAAAAGGGAACCCGGGUGAUGCUCAAAAAGGAGAGGCUGGAGAAAGAGGCCCCGGGGGAAUUCCUGGGUACAAGGGGGACAAGGGUGAACGUGGGGAAUGCGGUAAACCAGGAAUAAAAGGUGACAAAGGAUCCCCAGGGCCAUAUGGACCAAAGGGACCCAGAGGACUUCAGGGCAUCAGUGGACCUCCGGGGGACCCAGGCCCAAAAGGAAUUCAAGGCAAUAAGGGCGAGCCGGGUCCUCCUGGUCCUUAUGGUCCCCCGGGAGCUCCUGGAAUUGGACAGCAAGGCAUUAAGGGAGAAAGAGGCCAAGAAGGACGACUAGGUGCUCCAGGACCAAUUGGAAUUGGUGAGCCUGGACAACCAGGUCCCCGUGGUCCCGAAGGAGCACCAGGAGAGAGGGGCUUACCAGGAGAAGGAUUUCCAGGACCAAAGGGUGAAAAAGGUUCUGACGGACCAAUUGGCCCACAAGGAUUACAAGGCCUGUCUAUCAAAGGUGACAAGGGGGAUUUGGGACCUGUGGGACCCCAAGGACCAAUGGGCAUGCCCGGAAUUGGGAGUCAAGGGGAACAGGGAAUCCAAGGUCCUGUUGGUCCACCUGGUCCCCAAGGCCCCCCAGGACAAGGCUCACCUGGUUCUAAGGGAGAAGCAGGCCAAGUAGGACCUACGGGCCCCCGGGGACCGGUGGGCAUCGGAGUGCAAGGCCCAAAGGGGGAACCAGGCUCAGUAGGCCUCCCAGGACAGCCAGGAGUCCCAGGAGAAGAUGGAGCCACCGGGAAGAAGGGAGAAGCGGGGCUUCCAGGAGCAAGAGGCCCAGAAGGACCGCCAGGAAAAGGACAGCCUGGCCUCAAGGGUGAUGAAGGAAAGAAAGGAAACAAAGGAAAUCAAGGCCAGAGAGGAUUUCCGGGGCCCGAAGGACCAAAGGGUGAGCCGGGCAUUAUGGGCCCUUUUGGAAUGCCUGGAACAUCAAUUCCUGGACCACCUGGACCAAAGGGAGACAGAGGAGGGCUUGGGAUGCCAGGAUUUAAAGGAGAAUCUGGACUCUCUAUUCGAGGACCAAAGGGUGCUCCAGGCCCUCGGGGACCCGUGGGUGCUCCAGGACUCAAAGGCGACGGCUAUCCUGGUGUGACUGGACCUCGUGGAUUACCAGGACCCCCUGGGCCAAUGGGGUUACGUGGAGUGGGAGACACUGGGGCAAAGGGGGAGCCUGGGGUCAGAGGCCCUCCAGGCCCUUCUGGACCUCGGGGCAUAGGAACCCCAGGGCCAAAGGGUGACAUUGGGCAGAAAGGCUUGCCUGGCCCGCCUGGACCCCCUGGCCAUGGCUCACAAGGAAUUAAAGGUGAGCAAGGACCCCAAGGCUUUCCAGGGCCAAAGGGCACAAGGGGCCAUGGCCUCCCAGGCCAGAAGGGAGAGCACGGAGAGCGAGGUGACGUGGGAAAGAAGGGCGAGAAAGGGGAGAUUGGAGAGCCCGGCACGCCAGGAAGACAGGGAUUACACGGACCCAAAGGAGACCCAGGACUCACAAAAGAAGAAAUUAUCAAACUUAUUACUGAAAUAUGUGGGUGUGGUCCCAAAUGCAAGGAGAUGCCACUAGAGCUGGUGUUCGUGAUUGACAGCUCAGAAAGCGUGGGGCCAGAGAACUUCCAGAUCAUCAAAAAUUUUGUGAAGACUCUGGCUGACAAGGUCGCUCUGGACGUGGCCACAGCCCGCAUAGGUGUCAUCAACUACAGCCACAAGGUGGAAAAGGUGGCUGUUCUGAAGCAGUUCUCCAGCAAGGAUGACUUCAAGCUGGCUGUGGAUGACAUGCAGUACCUGGGGGAAGGCACGUACACGGCCACCGCUCUCCAGGCAGCCAACGACAUGUUCCAGGAUGCAAGGCCAAGUGUGAAGAAGGUAGCCUUGGUCAUCACUGAUGGGCAGACGGAUUCUCGAGAUAAAGUAAAACUGACGGAGGUGGUGAGAAACGCCAGUGAGGCCAACGUGGAGACAUUUGUCCUCGGGGUGGUGAAGAAAGAUGACCCCAACUUUGAAAUAUUCCACAAAGAAAUGAAUCUAAUCGCCACAGACCCAGAGCACGUUUAUCAAUUUGAUGAUUUCUUUACUCUCCAAGACACCUUGAAGCAAAAAUUGUUUACAAAAAUUUGUGAGGAUUUUGAUUCUUACCUCGUUCAAAUUUUUGGCUCAUCAUCACUUCAACCUGGACGUGGGCCAUCAAGGGAAAAAUUCAGCGAAUCAACUCCAGAGCCUCUAAAAGAAAUUUCCGAGUCACUCAGUGUCCCUGGAAACCAAGAUGAAGAGAAGAACAAGCCUCCAGAGCCCACCUGGUCCGAUGGCCUGUCCACCACUACCUCAGCCGAGCCCACCACCAUCCACGUGCCACUGCCCAGCAUCCCUAAGAAUGGGGCAGAGAAUCCUAGAUGUUUAGAAGCCUUGAUGCCUGGAAACUGUGACAAAUAUGUGGUUCGAUGGUAUUAUGACAAGCAAGUCAAUUCUUGUGCCCGUUUUUGGUUCAGUGGCUGUCAUGGCUCAGGGAACAGAUUCAACAAUGAAAGGGAAUGUCAAGACACCUGCAUUCAAGGAUGAGCAGGUAAAUCUAUCAUCUCCAUCCAAAGCCUAGAAAGAACCUCUGUAAUUUCAACAGAUCCACCCAAUACAAAGA